UGGUACCGAUAUCCCCGCGACAUCACCCCUGGAAUUGCUUGGUAUCGGGUCUACCAAAGCGCGAGGGCGAGCUGUAUAGCUUCAAUUGAUCUGUAUAUAACAAGAUGUAUAUUGGAUUGUUUGAUAAUUUUGUCAUCUUCAACCGAACAACACUUCCCACUUCAUUGCACCUCAGCUCAAACAAGUAAACAAACAACCAAUCCUCCAAUCACCCAAUCACCCAAAAUGACCAAAUCUCCAUCCGACGUCAAGAUUCUGGCUACAGGACUCACCGUCACAUCAGAGGUCGACCCCUACUUCCGCAAACUCUACGGCACACCCGACCAAAUCAAAGCCAAGAUCGACGCUGACAUUGAAAACAUCCGCGCCGCCGGCUUCCACGUCGAACUGAAAUACGUGAGCGACGCCAGCCCUCAAGCCAUGACCGAAUCUGUAGAAUGGCUACGAAACCGACUCCGAACCGAGAAAUUCGACGGCGUGAUGAUCGGAACGGGUCUCAGACUUGUCCCGGAACAGACGGCGCUGUGGGAAGAGGUGGUCAAUGUUUUCAUCCAGGAAUCGCCAAAGUCAGUCUUCAUGUUCAACGAUGGACCUGGGAGGAACUACUGGGCGUUGCAGAGGAACAAGGAGCGAUUGGGUAUUACGACGGAAUAUUGA
This is a messenger RNA of Periconia digitata, 657 nucleotides long. Lineage: Eukaryota; Fungi; Ascomycota; Dothideomycetes; Pleosporales; Periconiaceae. The record is from the annotation of a GenBank genome assembly.